Molecule: messenger RNA, 4149 nt
Organism: Mercenaria mercenaria
Lineage: Eukaryota; Metazoa; Mollusca; Bivalvia; Venerida; Veneridae
Product: intraflagellar transport protein 88 homolog
Exons: 24
Coding region: 174-2711 (845 amino acids)
Biological process (GO): intraciliary transport; non-motile cilium assembly
Cellular component (GO): ciliary base; ciliary basal body; centriole
Molecular function (GO): kinesin binding
Source: RefSeq, a predicted model, not a curated record
GCGACGACGUAUGUGCACGAAACAUUACUUCCGCUACCAAUGGACUGCUUCCGUAAACGCGCAGAACAGGUGCGCAGUAGACACAUACCGAAGUUACAAAUACACAAAACAACAAAAAGAGCAAGCAGGUGAAUAUUAUAUAAAAGUACCAACAGUAUAUCAAGGUUUAGUGUAUGGCAGGUGUUAAUCGUAUGAGCAUGAUGGAGCAAGUACACCUAGCAGGAGAAGAUGAGGAUGACAUUUAUGGAGGAUUUAAUGACUACAAUGCAACCUUAGAUACAGAUGAUUUAGCAAGUGAUCCAAGUUUUCAGAAAGCAGUAUUAAGAACAAGUCAUGGUCGUCGCCCACCUCCUACUGGUUUCAAAGGUGCAGCUGGUGGAGGUGCUCCGGUUCUUGGUGGAGCCAGAAUGGGAACAGCCAUGCGUGGUGGUCGUGCCGGCCCCUCCUCAAUGGGACGUCCAAUCACAGGAGCAGCAGCUGGCCAGGAUGCACAGGCAAGACCAAUGACAGCUGUAAGAGCAGCUGGCUAUACUGCAGCUGGGAAAAGAGGAGUAGCCGGGUUUGAUCCUCUGAAUCAGGCAGCUGGGCCAGCGCCACCCCUGGAGCCAAAACCUGAAGACAGCCCUGAAGAAAAAAUCCGACAAUUAGAGAAAAAAGUGAAUGAACUGAUUGAAGAGAGCUGCUUUGCAAACAGUCGUGGAGAGCUCAAUUUGGCACUGGAGAAGGCAAAGGAAGCUGGGCGUAAAGAGCGUGUGUUGGUCCGACAACGAGAACAGAUGUCGAUGGGAGAUCAGAUCAACUUGGAUCUUACAUACUCUGUGUUAUUUAACUUGGCGAACCAGUAUGCUGCCAACGAGAUGUACAAUGAGGCCCUCAACACAUACCAGGUCAUAGUGAAGAAUAAAAUGUUUAGUAAUGCAGGUCGGUUGAAAGUAAACAUGGGAAAUAUUUACUUCAAGCAGAAGAACUAUCCGAAGGCCAUCAAGAUGUACAGAAUGUCACUAGAUCAGGUCCCGAACUCACACAAGGAGAUGAGAACCAAAAUAAUGCAGAACAUCGGUAUAGUGUUUGUGAAGAUGGGGCAGUACAGCGAUGCUAUCACCUCCUUCGAGCACAUCAUGUCUGAGGCGCCAAGUUUCAAGACCGGUUUCAACCUGAUCCUGUGUUACUUUGCUCUUGGUGAUCGGGAAAAGAUGAAGAGGGCAUUCCAGAAACUUCUUACUGUAGAUCUGAAGUUAGAUGAUGAGGACAAAUAUCUCCCACAUGGGGAAGACAAACAAUACAACUUGGUGUUGGAGAUGAUUAAGAACGAUUCCCUUCGACAAAUUGAACGAGAAAGAAAAUAUGAGGCAGAGAAUUGCAUCAAGACUGCAGCCAAGAUUAUCUCCCCUGCAAUAGAAGUAAGCUUUGAUGCUGGAUACGACUGGUGUGUAGAACAGGUUAAGAAUUCUCAGUACAUAGAUCUGGCACAUGACCUUGAGAUAGACAAAGCUAUCAUGUUCCUGAAACAGAAAGAUUUCAACCAGGCCAUAGAGACCUUGAAGUCAUUUGAGAAGAAAGAUUCAAAGGUGGCAUGUACAGCGGCAACAAACCUUAGCUUUCUCUACUACCUGAGAAAUGACCAAGAGGAGAAUGACCUUGGCCAGGCAGACAAGUACGCUGAGGUUGCCAUGACAGCAGACAGAUAUAAUCCUUAUGCAUUGGUUAACAAGGGCAAUGUGUUGUAUUCAAAGGGUGAUUUUGAGAAAGCACGAGAGUUUUAUAGAGAAGCUUUACAGAAUGAUUCUUCAUGUGUAGAAGCCCUGUAUAACUUAGGUUUAACAAACAAGAGAAUAGGUCGUCUAGAAGAUGCUUUGGAUGCAUUCUAUAAACUACAUGCUAUUUUACGGAAUUCUCCACAAGUUAUAUACCAAAUAGCAGACAUCCAUGAUCAGCUUGAGGAUUCGGCACAAGCAACAGAAUGGUUCAUGCAGUUGAUAGGUGUGGUACCAACAGAUUGCUCCGUUCUGGCAAGAAUGGGUGAAAUAUAUGACAACGAUGGAGAUAAAUCUCAAGCGUUCCAGUACUACUAUGAUUCAUACAGAUAUUUCCCAUCAAACAUUCCUGUGAUAGAAUGGCUUGGAGCGUAUUACAUAGAUUCUAAAUUCUGUGAAAAAGCUAUCCAUUAUUUCGAGAGAGCAAGUAUAGUACAGCCAACCCAGGUGAAGUGGCAUUUAAUGAUUGCAAGUUGUCAUAGAAGAAGUGGCAACUAUAACCAAGCCUUGGAAACCUAUAAAUAUAUACAUAGAAAAUUCCCUGAUAAUGUAGAAUGUUUGAAAUUCCUUGUACGUAUAUGUUCUGACCUGGGAUUGAAAGAAGCACAAGAAUAUGCCACUAAACUGAAGAAAGCAGAAAAGGCUAAAGAGUUGAAAGACCAGCGUGCAAGUAGCGGUACCCGGCGUGGAUCGGGAAGGCGAAGGGAGGGCAGUGCUGAAGCAGAUCGUGAGACAAGCGCUAGUAUGAGGUCAGGCGGCAAGCGUGGGGCAAGAAGACGGCCAAAUCUUGAUGAUGCAGAUGAAGAAGCUUACCAGCCACGUAAACAGGAAGUAGAUUCAAACUAUGUUGACCCACUUGGACCACAGAUGGAAAGACCAAAAACGGCAGCAAAAAGACGCGAUUUUGAUGACCAAUUUGAUGAUGAGGAGCUCGGUGAAGAUCUGUUACCGGAAUAAGGAGACACUUAUGUUGUUAAAGAUCACUACAUAAAUUUCAGUAUGACACAUUAUGAAGGGCUACUAAUAGUGUUCUUUCGUUUCCACAGUUACUUUUCAUUAAGUUGACUUUAAUCAAUCUAGUUGAUAAGAAACAAAUGUGUUCUGAACAUCUUGUGAUAUUUUUUAUCUGAAAUUGAUUUAGUCUACAUUUUCUUUGUUAAAGGUUCAUACGACUGAAGUUCCAAGGUCCUGUGUUUAAGAUUCUACAGUUAAAACUUAAUAGUUUUCUAAUAUGGACAGCCAAAUUUUAAUAAGCUAAAGUCCGUUUUCUUAUAUGGAGCAUGAUAAAGAAGUGGGAUAAAUGCUUUAAUAAGAGUAUAUCUAAGUUUGGUCGACAAAAAGAAGUUUCCCAGUUUCUUUUAAUUUGGAUCUUCAAAUUUUUUUUUUUCUGCAUUUGUAGACCAGCAUAGUGGUACUAAAUUUACAUUCAAUUUGCCCUUAGUAAGCCAGAAGUGCAUCUUUGCACCUGAAAAUAUUUUUCUACUUGUUAUGUACAUACCAAGAUUUAUUUAUUAUUUUGAAGUAAGUUAUUCCGUCCAAUUGUAUUUUACUGAGUCAUUUUGUUCUGUAGUUAUGAUGGUGUUCUGUUAAAAUUUUCAUGGGGACCCAGAUUUGCAUUAACUGAAUAGAAUUUCAUUUUGGACCAACAUUUUUCUGCCUUUAAUUAGUCCAAAAAGAAAAUGGGUCCUUUGAAAUUAUAAUAUUAGUAGAUUAUUUUUUAUGGGUUGCAUGUUGAGUAUAUCCACAAAAUUAAAUCGUUACAAACAAGUAAAAUUUCUAUUCAUUUUAUAUUUAGAAUUGUAAAUUCACAAAUUCAUAUCUCUGCCAUACAGCAAUUUUGGCCUAAACCACGAAAAUUUUUGCUUACGAAAUUAAACAGUUUUACAAUAUAAUUAUGAAUGAUAUAGUAAAAUGAAACUUUAUUCUCGUUUACAUAAUAUACUGACAGUCAGCUGACUUGUUUGUAACUUAGAAUGUUUAGCACCACUUACUUUGAUCAUUUUUCCAGAAUAUGUGGCUGUCAGUUUCGAAGUAUAGUUUUAAAUUUAAAUAAAUUAUAAUUGAAGUUUAAAGGACAUCACAAUUCUAAAUGUGUAAGAAGUACCAGCAAAUUGUUAUUGGUAUAAUUCAUAGGUUUUAUGUUAUAAAAAGUAUUGAUAUGAACUGAAAAAUGUAAAAUUUAGAUUUUCUUGUAAGAUUUUGUAAAGCAGAUGAAGAUUGCAUUUCCAAGAUAUUGUAAGCAGUUCCAAGGACAUUUAUUUUGUGUGCUGUAGUAAAAAAAUUGUGAUAUCAUUUAGAACUGCAUCACAGCUGUUAGGAAUGAUCUAUGCUGUUUUAUUAUUCCAUAUUGUGAUAAAGACUAUUAUUUAUUGAAUUAAAAUUGAAUCGACUAGCA